CUGUUUUUUUCAGAAACAAUCAGUAGUUGUGGAGCCGAGCAGUUCACUUGCAAGGGAGACGGUAGAUGCAUUGAUCCGAGAUUACGAUGUAAUCGAUUCAAGGAUUGCGCGGAUGGUAGUGAUGAACUGGAAGAAUACGCACUAUGUUCUCGUCUGACACCGAUCAUUCACCCUCUCGCAUCACACUUCGACGUUCACUCCGAUCAAACCGUUGAGCUAUCGGUUACGAUUCGGCAACUCCCACCAGAUCAUCAGGUGAUAUGGUCGAAGAAUGGCGAAAUCAUUGCUCAAGGUGGUCUAACGAUCAAGAAAGAUCCCCGCAUUCAUGCAUACCGUUCUUCUGAACGAUACUUCCUCAAACUGGCGAAUGUGACUGACGAAGACGCAGGCCGAUACAAGGUAACACUUGAAGGGCUCGGCCUAGAAGCGGUCGUUGAUGUGCGAGUGAUUCCAAAGCAGGCUCAACAACACCAGCAUGCGCACCGACCUCAACAGCCAGUUCAUCACCGUCAAUACAAAGUGUCUUGUCCGCACGACCAGAAAGCAUGCCAAUCAGGCCAUUGUCUGCCGCAUUCGAGAUUCUGCGAUGGUCGUAAAGACUGUCCGGAUGGUGACGACGAAAGCAAUUGCAAUCAUCCGAAAUGCGCAUCCAACGAACUGCAAUGCAGAAGUGACGGUGUAUGUUUGCCGAAAUCGAUGCACUGUGAUGGCGUAGAGGAUUGUCGAGAUGGAAGCGAUGAAGCGAACUGUACUCACAAAAAGAAAACUCAACUCACCAUGAUUUUCCCACCACAUCAGGCACAUCAUUCGAACGUGCCUUGUCCGGAUGGUUCAACGCCUGAAUACAGCUUCGAACUAAUGAAAACUUUUUGCAGGCAUGGUUCGACGUACUGUUGGAGUCAUUCAGUGUGCCCUUCAGAAACAGCCUGCAUAGAAUCACAAUGCUGUAGAACGAACCUUCUUCACACACUACGUAAAUGUCCAACAUCGAAUUGGGAAUGCGGUGACGGUAAAUGUCUUCCGAUCGAGGCACGAUGCGACGGUGAAACACAAUGCGAAGAUGAAAGCGACGAGAUGCACUGCGGUAAGUCGGUGGUUAAUUUCAGACUUUUUCGUGGUCUUCGUUGGUUUUGC
Anisakis simplex (herring worm) is the source of this 1134-nucleotide messenger RNA. The record is from the annotation of a GenBank genome assembly. NCBI's taxonomy places the organism in Eukaryota, Metazoa, Nematoda, Chromadorea, Rhabditida, Anisakidae.